Messenger RNA from Radiomyces spectabilis, 841 nucleotides. RefSeq lists its product as uncharacterized. The record is from RefSeq and is a predicted model, not a curated record. Lineage: Eukaryota; Fungi; Mucoromycota; Mucoromycetes; Mucorales; Radiomycetaceae. The transcript has a single exon. The coding region runs from base 62 to 697 and encodes 211 amino acids.
AAGGGUUGGAAAAAAUCGCAGCGUUUCGACAAGUCGCUUUAUUUUAGUGUGUCUGGAGCGAAUGAACAACCACGGUUUCAGACUCAGUACAAAUUUUCGAUUCUAUUUACAGGAACAUGGAUGGUUUUGUGUAUUUCGAAAGCAAAUAAUGCGCAUGUCAACGAUUGUGCGUUUCAUUUUAUUGGAUACAAGAGAACAACAACAAAGUGAUGAAGAAAGAAUACAAGGUUCCAUGGGUGAUAUUGAUUUUCGAUGGAUUUUACGGCAGCAUGAGUUGCGGAGGCCGAGAUAUAUCCGUGGAUGUAGGAGGAAGAAAUAUCUUACGGUUACUGCAAAGAGGAUUUUGAAUGAUGAUUGCAAAUGCAGAUGCCUUCUUCACCGCAUUCACCGAGUUGGUAGCCUCCCUUGCCACAGUAUUCUUGGCACAUGGCUUUGGCGUGAACGUCGACCAUCAAAUGACAGCGUUGGCUGUUCGGGGCAGCUGCUACCAAGGAGACAGCACAUAAAACGAGCAUCGAGAGAAAAGUGGCUUUCAUUAUUGAAUCAAAAAGGAAAGGGGGAGAUGAAGAGGAAGGACCAGGCAACGGAUGUUCGAUUAAAUUUUAUAUGGAUGAAUUACAUUGUCGGGGUUAAUGGUAGGAUGGGUUUGAUCCUUUUUUAUUUUGGCAGAUUCAAUACGCUCACUCACUAUCAUUGAUUUAGGGGUUCAUGGUUACACAAUUACCCGGGUAAAAUGUUUUUUAUUCAACCUCAAUCUUCUUCUUCUUGUUGGUCUUUAUCUUACUUCAUUCGGGUCAAGUAAAAGUAAAAAGUGCCAACGUUAGGAAUCGCCGCAUGAAGC